Messenger RNA from Marasmius oreades (fairy-ring Marasmius), 339 nucleotides. RefSeq lists its product as uncharacterized. The transcript has a single exon. The record is from RefSeq and is a predicted model, not a curated record. Bases 1 to 339 code for a protein of 112 amino acids. NCBI's taxonomy places the organism in Eukaryota, Fungi, Basidiomycota, Agaricomycetes, Agaricales, Marasmiaceae.
AUGGGUAGCGGGCUGAAGUAUAUACAGACUGCUGGUCUGUUAUUCUCUUCAAUACGGCUCGACCUCAGACUAUUGAUGUAUCCCCUCGAGAUGGUCGCUUUCCUUUUUGCAGUUCUUGUCGCCGUGCUUUUUCAACAGGUCGUCUUCGUAAUACCCUUGGAAGAUGGUGAUGUUGAAGUUAGCAAACAGUGCCCGCCGCAGUGGGGCGGAAAGUCACCGUGUGCGUGCGGCGAUAGGGUCGGGCUUCGCUACUCGCAGCUCUUUUGUAAUAAGCUUCGCAAGUGGUAUUGGAAUAAACCGGAUGACCCCAAAGACGGGCAGAUGGCUUUUUUAUUAUGA